AUGCAUUACCUUCGAAAAAGAUAUAAAAUCAACAAAAAACGAGAUCCAAUUUGGUUAUACAAACCACUUAAAACAACAUUACAAUUUAGAGAUUGUAAAUGUAUAGAUUUAUUCAAAUUACUUAUCUUUUUUAUAUUAUUGUAUACAUUAUUAUUUAUUAUGGUUAUAUGUUUUAUGAAAUUAGUUUUAUACAAAAUUAUUGAUGCUGAUAAACCAUAUUUAACUGGAAGUUACUCGUCGUUACAAAAUACACCAGGUCUAUCAAUUGUUCCAGUGAUUUCAACUGAAAUGAAUCUAGUUGCGUAUAAAGAUGGUAAACCUGAUACUUUUCUUAUCUUUCAAGACAUGCUUAUCGCAUUCCUAUCGCAGUAUGAAUAUUACUCAUACACAGGAAACAAUUUGCGCGAUUGUUUAGUGCAGAAUGAUUCCCAAGCUUUAACUUAUGGAACAUUAGUUGAAACAAGCUGCCUUUUCAAUUUGGAUUGGUCUUAUGCAUGUAAUAUCAACAAUUAUUUUGGGUAUGACAGUGGAUCCCCUUGUGUAAUAAUUAAACUUAAUCGUCUCUAUGGUUGGUUGCCUGAUAUACGAUCAAAUGAGAAUGGGAUUAAGAUAUGUUGUAAAGGAGCUAAUCCAAAUGACGAUAUUCUUUUAGGUACAAUUUGUCUGUAUGAUGCUUAUAUACAUACAGAAGAAGGAUGUGGACGGCAAUGCGCUUUUAUUCCUCAUCAAUAUUUUCCAUAUUUAAACCAAGAAUCAUACCAGUCUCCGUUAAUCUUUCUUCAAUUUCAAAAUGUCAAGAAAAAUGUUUUGAUACAAAUCCAUUGUGAGACAGUAAAUUUGCCUAAUAAGAUGAGUGUAAAUUUUGCUCUUCUGGUGGACUAGAGUAUAGUGAUACAUAGUUAAAUAUA
Messenger RNA from Schistosoma mattheei, 908 nucleotides. Lineage: Eukaryota; Metazoa; Platyhelminthes; Trematoda; Strigeidida; Schistosomatidae. The record is from the annotation of a GenBank genome assembly.